This is a messenger RNA of Myzus persicae (green peach aphid), 735 nucleotides long. RefSeq lists its product as uncharacterized. The record is from RefSeq and is a predicted model, not a curated record. NCBI's taxonomy places the organism in Eukaryota, Metazoa, Arthropoda, Insecta, Hemiptera, Aphididae. The transcript has 4 exons. The coding region runs from base 369 to 701 and encodes 110 amino acids.
UUUAUAAAAUCUGUGAAUAUUCUAACUGUUGUAUGCAUAUCUAUACAAUAAAUGAUAUUUAUUAAUAUCUUAAAUACCCAUAUUUAUUAUGUGUUUUUUUAAUUCUCGUUCUUUUUUCACUAAACAAAAUUGUACACACUACAUUUCUAUUUAAAUUUUUUUAUCUUGUACCCGAGUUUGGUAGCUUGCACAUAGUGGUGUUUUUUUAUUUUAAUAAAAUGUUGUCUAGAGUUUCAGCAUUUCAUAUUUUCAUGACAAUGUUAAAAGUCCAGCAUUCGAGUUAUAACAAACGCCAUUAUACUGAUUUUGAAUUAUUGUGCAGUAUAUACACAUAAUAGAGUGUUGCUUAUGACAUUCUCCAUAUUAUUAUGUUGAUAGCAUUGCCACUAUUGCCAAAAAACAUAAGAAUGAAUAUAUUUUUAAAGGCCUCCAAGUAUACUUAUACUACCUCAUUUUCAUCACAAUGUACAUUACACAUUUAUCAGUUAAAACUUCAGUUUUAUGAUCUACACAUGGAAAACACAACUUUAAAUUCUCAGCUCAGAAGAAUUCUUCAAAUGUGUCAUCAAAUGGAUUUGCUGAGCUUGCAUAUUUCAGAAAACAUACUUUCAAUGCUUGAAUAUUUUGGACCAAAUUUUGAUUUACGUGUCAAACAUUUGCUACCUUCCAACCUACUGCAAUUCCACAUUGAAAGUGGUUAGAUAAUUGGAUACAUUGAAAGUAUAUGGUAUAGUU